UCCCUCUCCGUAUCCUGGUGUUCCCAACCCCUCUGUAACCUUGGCGGUGCCUCCGGCAGCCCGUCCUGCUUUUUCUGCUUUUUGUUUCAACGACAGCUCGCUCGGGAGGUGUGCCCUCUUUCUCCCUGACCUUGCAGCAGUCAGCAGCGUUGUUGCUUGGAGCGAAGAGUCGCAUUUUUAGGUGAUCAAGGUUGGGAGUCAUUGUCGUUUCCCUGGCUAAAGAAAAAUGGCAGUGGACUACUUUUUGCAUGAGAAGAUCUGGUUUGAGAAAUACAAGUAUGACGAUGCUGAGAGAAGAUACUACGAGCAGAUGAACGGGCCAGUUAGCAGCUCUUCACACCAGCAGGAGAACGGAGCCAGCACGAUCCUACGCGACAUUGCCAGAGCCAGGGAGAAUAUCCAGAAAUCGCUGGCCGGACAGAAGACAGUUCCUCGUAGCAAAGAAGCUCCUUCUGCCCGUCACAAGAGGCAGUCAGGCCGCUCAACUAGUGCAAGCACAACCGCUUCUGGGCCUGCUGGUGACCAAAAUGAACUCCUUUCCAGAAUUUCUCACCUGGAGGUAGAAAAUCAAAACCUUCACAGUGUUGUUGCAGACCUUCAGAUGGCCAUCUUCAAGUUGGAAAGCCGCCUGAAUGCUCUGGAAAAGUCAUCUACCUCCCACCAGCCUUCGCCGGUUCCUCCAACCCAGAAAGUGGAACCAUUCAGUGUUCCCUCCAAGAAAGUGGAGCUCCCAUCUGCUUCACCGGCAAAGAAAGUUGAACCAGCUGCUGCAGAGGAAGAUGACGAUGAUGACAUUGACCUUUUUGGUAGUGACGAUGAAGAGGAAGACCAAGAGGCUGCCAAAGUCCGGGAGGAGAGACUGCGUCAGUACGCAGAGAAGAAGGCCAAGAAACCGGGUCUUAUUGCCAAGUCUUCUAUCCUUCUGGAUGUGAAGCCAUGGGACGAUGAGACUGACAUGGCGAAGAUGGAGGAGUGCGUCCGAUCCAUCCACAUGGAUGGGCUGGUGUGGGGAGCCUCCAAGCUGGUCCCAGUAGGCUAUGGCAUUAAGAAGCUCCAAAUCCAGUGUGUAGUGGAGGAUGACAAAGUGGGGACAGACAUCCUGGAGGAGGAGAUCACCAAGUUUGAAGACUACGUGCAGAGCGUUGACAUUGCUGCUUUCAACAAGAUCUAGAAGCAAAACUGUAUCCCCUCUGAAACUGUAACUAAUAAAGAUGAAGAUUCAGAGUGCA
Molecule: messenger RNA, 1229 nt
Organism: Aptenodytes forsteri (emperor penguin)
Lineage: Eukaryota; Metazoa; Chordata; Aves; Sphenisciformes; Spheniscidae
Gene: EEF1D
Product: eukaryotic translation elongation factor 1 delta
Exons: 11
Coding region: 227-1171 (314 amino acids)
Biological process (GO): translational elongation
Cellular component (GO): cytosol; eukaryotic translation elongation factor 1 complex
Molecular function (GO): guanyl-nucleotide exchange factor activity; translation elongation factor activity
Source: RefSeq, a predicted model, not a curated record